Molecule: messenger RNA, 2579 nt
Organism: Gekko japonicus
Lineage: Eukaryota; Metazoa; Chordata; Lepidosauria; Squamata; Gekkonidae
Gene: PLSCR3
Product: phospholipid scramblase 3
Exons: 7
Coding region: 71-1012 (313 amino acids)
Biological process (GO): plasma membrane phospholipid scrambling
Cellular component (GO): plasma membrane
Molecular function (GO): phospholipid scramblase activity
Source: RefSeq, a predicted model, not a curated record
UGGAAGGAGGCGGUUGGUGUUGACUGGAAGGCCACCGGGACCAGGAGUCUCGCGCUAAGACCGGCUGACCAUGGCGGCUCCAGGGUACCCUGUUCCUCAGCCUGUUUAUCCUGCCGCGUCUCCCCCUUACCCCGUGGCCCCGCCGCAUCCUGCCGCCGCCGCCCCCAGCCCAGGCUUCAACGUCUACCCGGCCCCUGUGGCAGGGCCUGGAGUCCCCCCGCAGCCUCCCCCGCGUGGGUAUCGGGAGCAUGCCGCCACGCCUCAGCACCACCAGCACCAAGUGCCGGACCCCCACGUCGCCAUCGCCCCUUACAUGCCCGUCAGCACCGGCAUCCCUCCCGGCUUGGAGUAUCUCGCACAGAUCGAUCAAAUUUUGAUACACCAGAAGGUGGAGCUUGUGGAAGCGUUCAUCGGCUUUGAGGGCAACAACAAGUACGAGGUCCUCAACAACCUGGGCCAGCAGAUCUUCCACGCGGAGGAGGAGAACGACUGCUGCACGCGCAACUGCUGCGGCUCCCUCCGCCGCUUCUCCAUCCGGGUGGAGGACCCCGCAGGCCGCGAGAUCCUGCGCGUCGUGCGCCCCCUGAAGUGCGCCAGUUGCUGGUUCCCGUGCUGCCUUCAGGAGAUGGAAGUGCAGUGUCCUCCCGGAAACACGAUCGGGUACGUGGUCCAGACGUGGCACCCCUUCACACCCAAGUUCUCCAUCCAGAACGCCGAGAGAGAGACGGUUUUGCGGGUGCUGGGCCCCUGUUUUGUCUUCCGCUGCGGUGGCGACGUCAACUUUGAGGUGAAGACCAGGGACGAGUCGCGUGGGGUGGGCCGGAUCAGCAAGCAGUGGAGCGGCCUCGUCAAGGAGAUCUUCACCGACACAGACAACUUUGGGAUCCAGUUCCCCAUGGACCUGGACGUGAAGAUCAAGGCCGUGCUGCUGGGGGCCUGCUUCCUCAUUGAUUUCAUCUUCUUCGAAAAGACCGGUGAAGUCGGGCAGCGGAGUUCCGUGGUCACAAGCUAGGAGGUGGCAGGAUGCAGCUCUCUCCCCCUCUCCGACCCCGAUGAGGCGCAUUCCUGUUCUUAACAGAGGGGACUGUGUGAGCACGGUGGCGCCUAUUCAUGCGGGGGAGUGACAGGAGGCUGUCCUGGCCUCGUGUGUUUGUGCAGAUAAUUCUGUGUGUAUGUGUGUGAGUGUCUGUGCGUGUGUCUCUCCCGCUGGGUCUUCUGUGGGUGGAUUUGAAGGGGCACGACGCAGUGAGAGGCCUACUUGAACACCUGCCUGGUGGCCACUCAGUAGCUGCUCGGCUUGGGAUCGUUGCCACGUUUGAGGAAGCAAGGGAGCAGGCAGGGAAAGGUUCUGGGGGUGGCGCCGCUCGGCCCGCUGCGGGGCUGGGCUUGGACCUUGAGCGGGAUCAGCUCACAAGUCAGAUACGCAGCCCAGAUCUCGAAGUGCCCCAUAAAGAUUUCUUGGAAUCCGAUGGGGGGUAAUGCCGAAUGUGCCGGAGGGUGGCCGAACGACAAGCUGAAGGAGAGAGCAUCCCGUUGACCUGUGGCCGGCUUCACCCAAGCAGGGCGCCCAUUCUGCCGAGAGCAGAGGAGGCAGAACCGAUUGCGCCGCUUGAGACUCCGGAGGCGGACCCCAGCUUUAAAAAGCCCGUUGCACGCUGAGCUCCACGCAAGAGGAAAGCUAGCCCCGGGGGGAAAGCGGUUCGGCUGCCACUCUGGGCUGGUUUUCUACUUGCGGGGAGCUUUUCCACCGGGGGUGCUCUCCCAGCCUGUGAUCCCUUCUCCUGGAACAUGCAGUCCGUGCGCCUCGCUCCACGUCUCUCCUCUUUGGUGCUUCGGGGCUUGCAGAAGCUUAGCGGGGUUAUUGUGUGAGAGCUGGUGGAGCAACCGAGUGUGUGUGUGUGUAUUUGUGUGUGUGGUGGCGCCCUCAGCACUUGGGGGGCUCAUCUCGUCUUGGGGGUCUCGGAAAGGGCGGGGCCUUGUGGUUUCUCCUCCGUGCCGCCUUGCCUUAACCACUGAACCUGGGCACGGCUUCCUCUUCUGUAUACUUGAGGGAGCUGGGGGGGGGGUUUCAUGUCAGGUCUGGUGUGAGGCGGGGGACGUUCCGCAGCAGGGCGGGCUGCCCUCCCCCUCCCAGGCAACUAGAAGCUUGCAUAAUUAUCACGUUCUGUAUAUUUUAUAUAUUUAAGUCUUAUGCCUGUUCUUGGCGGACGGAGCCAGGGCUGGGGAGAGGGGGGUCUUUUAGAGUCCCCCCAGCAGGGGCAGAGUUGGAAUGUGUAACGGGAAGAUUUUAGGACUCUCUGGACAGACGUCUGCCUCGGCUGGAUGGAGACCCCCAUGCCGACGAAGCGGCUCGUGGGUGCCAAAGCGUGGCCAGCUCCGAGGUGGAGGACAGUUGGCGUGGAAGGGGCUGAUCCAGACUGCCGGAAGAGGAGCCACUUUGGUCAACCAGCGAAGGCCUCCCUGACCGGACAGUGCCGGUCAUUUGGCCAGCCAGUGGCGAGGGGGGGGGUUGUGGGAGAAGAAUAUCCCUCUUUGGACAAAGGGAUCUGUUCCUCUGAGGCAUACCAAAGAAUAAAUGU